AUGUCAGUGUGUUUGCGGUCCUCACAGUGUGUUUGUGAUCCUCAGUGUUUUUGUGGUCCUCACAGUGUGUUUGUGGUCCUCAACAGUGUGUUUGUGGUCCUCACAGUGUGUUUGUGGUCCUCAUAUGCCAGUGUGUUUGUGGUCCUCACAGUGUGUUUGUGGUCCUCAUAUGUCAGUGUGUUUGUGGUCCUCAUAUGUCAGUGUGUUUGUGGUCCUCAGUGUGUUUGUGGUCCUCACAGUGUGUUUGUGGUCCUCACAGUGUGUUUGUGGUCCUCAACAGUGUGUUUGUGGUCCUCGUAUGUCAGUGUGUUUGUGGUCCUCAGUGUGUUUGUGGUCCUCACAGUGUGUUUGUGA
Molecule: messenger RNA, 354 nt
Organism: Knipowitschia caucasica
Lineage: Eukaryota; Metazoa; Chordata; Actinopteri; Gobiiformes; Gobiidae
Source: the annotation of a GenBank genome assembly